This is a messenger RNA of Anolis carolinensis (green anole), 2391 nucleotides long. RefSeq names its product gastric inhibitory polypeptide receptor (gene gipr). The transcript is spliced from 13 exons. Gene Ontology annotation, cellular component: plasma membrane. Lineage: Eukaryota; Metazoa; Chordata; Lepidosauria; Squamata; Anolidae. Gene Ontology annotation, biological process: cell surface receptor signaling pathway; adenylate cyclase-modulating G protein-coupled receptor signaling pathway. The coding region runs from base 217 to 1770 and encodes 517 amino acids. Gene Ontology annotation, molecular function: gastric inhibitory peptide receptor activity; peptide hormone binding; G protein-coupled peptide receptor activity. The record is from RefSeq and is a predicted model, not a curated record.
UUGCUUGGUAGAUUAUGACCUGUGGUCUACCGGGGAUGGGGAAAAUCUUUUAUGUCGUGUGCAUUGAGAUUAUAACACAGCCAAGCAAGACUAAGGACUGCUGACCUUACAGGUUCAUUUGAUGGGUUUUUUUAUCUCCCAGAAAGCUUCCUUCUACCUUGACAUGGAUGUGAAUGGAGAGUCCCAAAGCCUGCUAGAGACGGAGUCCUGAGAUGGAUGCCUCUCUCGUCCUCGUGCCUCUGUUGCACCAAAAGCAUGCCGAAAUCCCUGGGACUCCUUCUGCUGUGGGUCUUGCUCCAGAAGAAAGCAGAGACUAGCUCCCCUGGAAAUUCAGCCAAAGAUAUGUUUGAAGUGUGGCAGCAGUAUCAGAUGGACUGCAACCGCAAGAUGUCUGAGGAUCCGCAGCCUACCGGCCUGGUGUGCAACCGUACCUUCGACAUGUAUGCCUGCUGGGACGAUGCCCUUCCCAACAGCACCGCCAGGGUUCCCUGUCCUUGGUAUCUUCCUUGGUAUCCGCAAGUGCAAGAUGGCUUCGUGUUCCAGAAAUGUGGUGCAGACGGGCAAUGGGUGCAAGACGAGACAGGCCAUCCUUGGCGCGAUCACUCUCAAUGUGAGGACCUCCCCGAAGACCUUCCCUUCCAGAAACGCUUGUGGAUUCUAGAGCAGUUUCGGCUGAUGUACACCAUGGGCUACUCCGUUUCUCUGAUGGCUUCGCUGGUGGCCUUGGCCCUGCUGUCCACCUUGAGGAAACUUCGGUGCAUCCGCAAUUACAUCCACAUGAACCUCUUCCUGCCCUAUAUGCUGCGCGCCAUCUCCAUCCUCACCCGGGACGCACUUUUACGGCUCCGCUUUCCCGAAGACUUCCAGAAGGAGGGAGAUUUCUCUAGCUUUCCUAUGGGACAGGCUGGGGCCAGCUGUCGCCUGGCGCAGGUCCUCACCCAAUACUGCGUCUGUGCAAACUACUACUGGCUCCUGGUGGAAGGACUCUAUCUCCACAACUUGCUGGGACCUCUGGCCUUCUCCGAAGAGAGCUAUUUCCCAGGCUAUCUGUUACUUGGAUGGGGGUCUCCAAUCCUUUUUGUCAUACCCUGGGUGAUUGUGAGGUACCUCUACGAAAACCACGAAUGCUGGGAGAGAAAUGAUAACAUGGGCUUCUGGUGGAUCAUUCGCUGUCCUAUUCUUCUCGCCAUCUUUGUCAACUUGGUGAUCUUCAUCCGCAUUAUCAAGAUCUUGGUUUCCAAGCUCCAGGCACAACAAAUGCGUUAUGCAGAUUACAAAAUGCGGCUGGCCAAGUCGACACUGACCCUCAUUCCCUUGUUGGGCAUCCAUGAAGUGGUGUUUGCUCUGGUUACCGAAGAGCAGGCUCAAGGCACCUUGCGAUACGUCAAAUUCUUCUUUGAGCUCUUCCUCAACUCCCUCCAGGGCCUUCUGGUGAGCAUACUCUACUGCUUCAUCAAUAAAGAGGUCCAGUCUGAAAUCCAAAGGAAAUGGCAGCGGUGCCAAUUGGGAGCCGGACUGCUUGAGAAGCAAGGGCACAGCCUCAGCCGAUGGGCUUCCUGGCGCAGCCGAAGCAGCCAUGGCAAAAAGGCUGGCUUUCUGCAACCCUGUGGCCGCCCCGGACAACCAAGCCUCCCCAAGGGCUUUGAGGCAAACCUUACCACCAGCAAACCUUACUGCUACGUCCCAGUUAAGUCCGAGGAAAAAGCAGAAAACUUACUCGGUCCCACGGAGGGUCUUCCCUGCAUCACUGGCCCGGAAAAUGCAUGCUGAUCCCCAUUUAUUUAUUUAUUUUGCUUGAGUUUCAUAUCCUCCAACAUUUCACAGACAUAUUGUCGAACAACAUCAGAGGACAAAAGUUGUUAAGGAGGAUGGACACACUAAACUAGGAGAGGCUGCAGCAGUUUGCUUUUGCCUGAGCUGACCGGGAAGGGCCAACACUGUAUUAAUUGCAAUUUUUUUUUUUGCAAUUUGAACUCCAUUGGCAGGAAUUGAACAAAGCUGAGGACAAGUGGAGAAGAGGGACAUUUCAAAAGCAGCUGGGAAAGGCUUCAUUGGGACUGCCCUGCCAGAUCAGAACAAUUGAACGAGUUUUCUCUCCCUACCUGCUGAAAGAAAAUAACAUGGUUUUUGAACUGUUGGGGUGAAGGGUCUCAUCAUGUCUAGAUAAAGACACUUGCAAACUUUGGAGGCCACCAAAGCUUCAAAUCUGGGCUACUAACUUGAAAGAAUAUAUAUAUUUGCACCUGAUAAUGGAUUAAAAUGUGAAAGAACUGUUUUUUCUUCCCAAAACAGGGCUCAAAUAGUGACUGGAAAUUUUUGGGACCUUUCGCAGUGCGGACUUAUGGCACUACGAUCCCAAUUUAACUGGGAUCUGUAGUUCAAAUCCUGGGA